UUCAGGAAUGAAAGGAUAAUGGAUUUAAUUGUGAAAGAGCUAACCAAUGAAUUAAAAUUGGCUUUGACAAGAAGCAAGGCUAUGAAAAAACUAAAAAAUGAGAAAAACUUGGCUUUACUUCCGAACAGACUAAGCAAUGAACAACAGCAGGAAAUAGUUUGUCAUAAGUCAACUGAUGAUGAUGGUUUAGCCGUUAGAAACACUGAAUUUUAUUGCCAAUACAAAGAAAUAGAAGAAGAGUUUAAUCGAGUCCUAACGACAGCAAGGUGUGAUGCAAAACUUCUUUCUUGUCAAACCCACCCUCGAGCAUUUUAUACUACAGAAAUUCCUGCUGAUAACCAAUCAACAGAAAAGCAUCAAGCAUCUAGACCCGUAGAAACUGUUAGCAUUCCUCUAGACGAAUCAAUAGAAAUAGACCAUCAAGAACAAACCCCUCAAAUUAUCCACAAUCCCCCUAAAAAUUCCUAA
Molecule: messenger RNA, 468 nt
Organism: Racocetra persica
Lineage: Eukaryota; Fungi; Glomeromycota; Glomeromycetes; Diversisporales; Gigasporaceae
Source: the annotation of a GenBank genome assembly